Molecule: messenger RNA, 2511 nt
Organism: Penicillium waksmanii
Lineage: Eukaryota; Fungi; Ascomycota; Eurotiomycetes; Eurotiales; Aspergillaceae
Product: putative C6 transcription factor
Exons: 5
Coding region: 1-2511 (836 amino acids)
Biological process (GO): regulation of DNA-templated transcription; DNA-templated transcription
Cellular component (GO): nucleus
Molecular function (GO): DNA-binding transcription factor activity, RNA polymerase II-specific; DNA binding; zinc ion binding
Source: RefSeq, a predicted model, not a curated record
AUGCUUCCGCCCACUCUCUGCCCCCCCGGUUACAACUUGAACCUCGGGGAUCCCGAGAGAGAUCAGAGCCCCGCUGAGUACUCUUCUGGUCUCGACUCAGAUAACGAUGCUCUCACCGUCAAUGGCUCCAGUGGCUCGCGAGCGCUGAAACGGAAGCGUCCCCUCACUGUCUCGUGCGAACUCUGCAAGCAAAGAAAAGUUAAAUGCGAUCGAGUACAGCCCAGUUGUGGCUGGUGCACUCGCAAUGGCCAUCUUUGCCAGUACAAAGAGCGCAAGAAGCCAGGCCUGAGAGCUGGAUAUGGAAAGGAAUUAGAGCAGCGUCUUGAUCGACUGGAAGAUAUCAUUCAAUCUCAAGCUCGCCUUAUCGAGAUGCAUAUCCUGCAGAAUCAACCAACUUUGCGUCAUGAUAUGCGACAUGCCGGAUCAAUUGCAUACAGCUCGCCCUCGGAGCCCUCAGCCGUGCACGGCCCAAGCCCUCGAGGCGCCCUCUAUUUCAACGAUCCCAAUUCGUCGGUAGCGCUACCAUCUCGUCACGCCGAGGUAUCCAUCACGACGCCUUCGGAUUCAUCGGUUAAGAAUCUGGUGUCCAACAGUAUACAUAAUGGUGGGUCAGCGUCGGCGAUAAAUGCAUUGCCACCAGCACCCAAUGCGCAUAGCAACGACUACACUGGAAACGAGUCAUCUUUGGAAGUCCCGGUCAGCCUUUUCGCCAACCAAGAACAGUCUCUCACGGAUCCUGAUCUUGAUCUGCCUCCAUACGAUCUGCUCUACGCAUUAGUGGAUCUUUACUUCGACCAUAUCAAUUCUUGGUGCCCCAUUCUCCAUCGACGAUCAACGCUGGACACCUUCUUUGGUCCAUCCCCGCUUGAAGAAGACGAUCGCAUGGUCUUGUAUUCCAUUGUGGCAACAACCCUACGGUUUUCAACAGACGCCAGAUUGAAUGGACAAAAUCGAAAGCGUUACCAUGACUCCUCGAAGCAAAAGGUCUUGCUUUAUGGACUAGAAAAUUCGUCCGUUAAAGCUCUCCAAGCGCUAGUAAUCUUAGCAUUGGAUCUGGUCGGCUCAUCCAAUGGCCCUCCUGGAUGGAAGCUGCUUGCUUUGAUCACGAGGUCUGUAGUCCAACUCGGACUAGCAGUUGAAUCAAAGUCCUCUCUCAUUGCUCCUGUAUAUCCAUCGAUCUAUACUCUACGCGCCGUUACCUUGUCCGAGCCAGAUUCAUGGAUCGAAGACGAGAGUAGACGCCGCUUGUUUUGGAUGGUAUAUCUUUUAGACCGAUAUUCGACAAUUGCGACGGCAUUUGAUUUCGCCUUGGAUGACAAAGACAUCGACCGCAAACUCCCUUGCAAAGAUGAGUUCUUUAUGAAGAAUCAGCCGGUAGAGACAAGACGCUUCCACUGCUCUAGUGACCGAACCGACUAUCUCAGUCAUGCGGAUAAUGUUGGAUCGUUUGGUCUAUAUAUCGAGAUCUUGGGCAUACUUUCCCGUGUUCACGUAUUCUUAAAGAGGCCCGUAGAUAUUGGGUCUCUAGCCGAUGUCGAAGAAUGGCAGGCAACCUAUCGAAAACUCGACAGUGAGCUCACCUCCUGGGAAUUCAACUUACCCGCCGAGUAUGCAUAUGAGAACUCCUCCCGGCUUUUCAGCGGGUCAAAGCAAGGUCGGACUUUACACAGUGAUUGGGUCCAACUUCAUGCAACCUACCAAACUGCCGUAAUCCGCCUACACUCAUCCGCCGCAUAUCCAACAACUAGAUCCCCGAUAUUCACACCGUCAUACAGCGCAAGCCAGCGAUGCCUCCUCGCAGUCGACAACAUCCUCUCAGUAACCCGCUUCGUCGUCGAAAACAACCUCCUUGACAAACUAGGACCCCCUUUUGCCUUCACCCUCUGGGUCUCAGCCCGUCUCCUCCUCGUCCACGGCUCCACAAUCGCCCACACAGUCAGCGCAGACAUAAUCUUCUUCGUCGACACACUCGCCCACAUGGGCCAACACUGGAAAGUAGCCGAACGCUACAGCAAUAUCCUCCAACGCGUCCUAGACGAAUACGGCGAGUACCAACAAUCCGCCGCCCUCGACGCCGAAAGAUCCACACCAUCAACAGUAAAGAUCCUAGCUGAUAUGCGUCGCUGCGCAUUCGACCUGGACUUCUUAAUCUCCCGUCAACCCCGCGAAUCACCCUCCACGGCAAGUAUCGGCGGCAACGAUCCAACACGCUCCUCUACCUCCGGCCUGGCCCCGCGAAACCUCGCACCGAAUGAGUUGGAAUACCUGGAUGUAUUCGGAUUUUUCAACGUCCCUCGCGUCCCACCGACACGAGCCCCAGAUCCAGCGGCUGCAGCUGUACAGCAGCUGGAAAUGACCGAGUCUAUACAAAAUCCCAUGUCCAUUCAUGGCUUGACAAGUACGACCCCGGUCGUUGAUGGACAUGCCCCCGUCAACACGAAUGAGUUCAAUAUCACAAAUUAUCUCAUCCCGACGCCGGAAACGGAUUGGCUAUUCAGGCCAAAUGGUUGA